GAGUUCAGCACACAGCGUAGGAGUUCAGAUAUAGGUUUGAGCCAGGGUCCAGCACCUAAACAGGUAGAUAAGUUACGUAGACAGUCCGAUGCUGGUUCCUCUUUCACUACACCACAAGGAGAGGGAAUAAGGAAAGAAUCUAGAUCAGACAGACAUAAAAGGCGUUUACAAGAUAUAGUUGACCGUGUAUUAAUGGACAAUGGUGUCAGUAAGACAGAUCCUAUAUACAAGUCAUGUUCUGCUAGACUUUUCAAGGUCACCAAACUCUUUGUCAUGGAUUUACCAAAUUCCAGGAAUCUUAAAGAUGAAAUGCAAAAGAUUGCAGAAAAUCAGGUUAAACAGGUCAUUGAGGUAGACCGUAGCAGACAAGAUACUGCCCAGAAACGAAGACAUAAAAAAUCUGUUUAAUGUAUAGCAAGAGUCAUCAAUUAUUUAUUUGACAUUUUGACUCCGCAAUUUUUCAUUUGACAUUUUUAAAUCAACGUUUCCUUGUCGAGGGAGAAAUAUUGUAAAAACUAUAUUAGAUAUUGGCAUAGAUGUUUUAUCAUAUUUAUCAUAAUGAAAUGUGAAAUUUUUACAGCGGAAUUAACCUUGAAUACCAGUCCCCUGUUGUACUGUACGAGUCAAGGACGUUUUUUCUUAUAUGAAUGAAAUUAUUUUUACUGAAAAUAGAAGGAAAUUAUUUAUACUGAAAAUAGAAUGAAAUUAUUUAUACUGAAAAAAGAAUGAAAUAAUUUAUACUGAAAAUAGAAUGAAAU
Ruditapes philippinarum (Manila clam) is the source of this 758-nucleotide messenger RNA. Its product is annotated as mdm2-binding protein-like. The record is from RefSeq and is a predicted model, not a curated record. Gene Ontology annotation, biological process: traversing start control point of mitotic cell cycle; regulation of protein ubiquitination; protein localization to kinetochore. NCBI's taxonomy places the organism in Eukaryota, Metazoa, Mollusca, Bivalvia, Venerida, Veneridae. Gene Ontology annotation, cellular component: kinetochore.